AUGUCGUUCAUAGAUGACGAAAAAUUCAAUAUUCUUUCCCAAGAUCUUCUGGUGUAUAUAACACAACUUGAGGAAGCUUUUAACAGCAUUGGUGAAUCGGAAGAAAAAAAAAUUAUACAGGAAUGGUUGUUUAUGAUACUCGAAAAUCUCCACGACGACAUGGACGAGGCUCGUAUCCGGAAUAUGGCCCUGGGCCAAAUGCUAAUGGAUAUCGAGAACAACAAACUGCGGACUCCAUUUAACGAGAGACCGUCCUGUCGAUCUUACACCGAACUCGUCGAAUAUUUGAAGUCCGUGUUGAAUCAAGACGCGUCCUUGGAAGACGGCGACGAUAAUGAAGAACCCGAGAACCGGGAGAUGGACGUUGCCGAAUUUGACAAUUUGAUGUCUGCUGAUAAUCGGACCUACGUAGCUAUCCGCACUUUACCGAAUGGCGGUGGCGUGUUCGGUUACAUAGCUAUUUCGAUGGGCGAUGGUAAGGAUACACAAUGGUUAAAUAGUAAUGGUAAACCGAUACCUACACCGGUGCCGUAUAAUUUGCGCGUGGAACAAGUAAAAUCGGAUGCCCAGAAAGAAUCGAUGUCCGAGGAGUCGGAUGCUAAACAGGUGUGGAAUGUUUUGAACAGGAGGCAAUCGAUAUGUCUGAGAAACGAAUUUUACGAUUUCUAUAAAACGCUGUACGAAGAUGUCCAACAAGAAAUGGUGGCUGAAGCGAAUACAUGUGUAGUCAGAAAUUGCGCUCAUCCGUUUAUCGAUAAGUUACUGGAAUAUCUCGUGAUCGACUUGAAAGCUAUCGGUGUGAGUAGUCUCGAAGUAUUCAAUAAAAUCAACUUGCUUUCCAGAUUGAAAAAACUAAUCAAAUCUGUAAUAUGUCAGAUAGAAAAACGGACUGACAAUUUGGAAACAGCAGUGAAAGUCUCAACAAUUUCGCCUAUGGAAUUAUUACCACCAAAAUGUUGUUAUAGCUUUAUAUCUUCUUCUCUUUGGAAUGAAUUACAUCAACAACGACCAGGGACCAAGUAUAUGAAUAUAUUGUCAUAUCAGUAUCCUCAAUAUUUCUUACCAAAAUAUUUUUCAGUGUUAAUACAACAAAAGAAAAAUGUAUUAUACACUAUCUCUAAGAAAUAUUGUAAGAUAUUGGAUGAAAUGUUCGAUGAUUUGGGAGCUUCAAUUAUGUCAAACAUGAUGAAGUACAAAGACGCACAUUGGGAAUGGCAUUUGGCCCAAGAAGUUAUCGAUGUUUACAACAAAGAAAAGACUUUUAAAGAUAGUUUGUGUGCGGUUGAAAGUUCUGUCGAUGAAUCGACAGAAUCAUUUUUGUCAGUUCUUUUAAACGAGAUUGACAUGUCUCAGCAAAAAUUAAAAAGAAAAAAAAAUAACCAACUGGUAGAUCAAUUAUUCAAAAUUAAAAAUGAAAUAUUGGACAAGGAACGAAUGUAUACAAGAGUGAUGAUCGAGUUUGAAGAACAAAUAGAUAAAUUGAAAAAACAAAUCAAUGUCGAAAAACGGGAUAUAGUGAUUAGAGAAAACACUAUUGCAGAGCUUCAAAGGAAACGCAAAGAACUAUUGAAAUAA
Molecule: messenger RNA, 1575 nt
Organism: Melanaphis sacchari
Lineage: Eukaryota; Metazoa; Arthropoda; Insecta; Hemiptera; Aphididae
Exons: 7
Coding region: 1-1575 (524 amino acids)
Source: RefSeq, a predicted model, not a curated record